AUGCAUGUAGCUAUUAAAUGUAAUGAUGUCGAUGAAAUUGUUUGCAUUUUGGCGAGAAGAACGAAUUUCGAAAGACAAGAAUUACAGAGGAUUUAUUCGAGACUAUUUAAAAAGCCUUUAGUCGACAGAAUGAAUCGUCUGAAAGAUCCUGAUUUCAAAACAAUUAUAUUGAAUCUUUUAAAAGACCUACCAGACUACUUUAUAGAAGAACUAAAGCAUGCUGUUGGGUCAAGUGAUAAGAUAACAUUAAUGCAAAUACUAAUCAAUGUUGCAGAAGAAGAAUUAACUAAGCUGGUUGACCUAUACAAGGAACAAGCUGGAAAAGAAUUGAGUGAAGAUAUUGGAACUGUAACAAAGGGCGAUUUCCAAGAAAUUUUAUUGUGUUUAAGCAGAAAUGAGCGAUUACCGUCACUAAUCCUAACCGAUGGAAUUGAAGAACAAAAAAGAUAUUUUGUAGAAGCAAAUCUAAAUUUUUCAACACAGGAAGCUCAGCGUCUUAAUAAGUACUUGUCAAAAAAACCAAUUGAUAAAGGUAGUGUAACUCAAUCAUUUUGUGAAGCGGACUACUUUGAUUUGGAUGAAAUUAAUGACAAGUACAAACUUCUAUUCGGCAAGUCUCUCGAGGACGCAAUUAAAAACAAAACAAGUGGGAAUUAUCAAAAGACUCUGCUUGCUAUGUUGUCCUCAGGAAGAAAACGACCACGAUUGACUGCCAAAUGGAUUCAUGACGCUUUGUUUUCAAGUCCAGUUAAUAAAAGACAUUUGACACGGUUAUUAAUUACCAGAUCCGAAUUCAUAACAUACACCAAGGCAGAAUCUGAAUUUGGAAAAGAACGUGUUUUCUUCCACUUUUUAAUUGGUAAUGGGUCAUAUUACACACCAAGAAUUUACCCACAAUAUUUGAUGGAUGCCCAUAGGCUACAUAAAGCAAUUAUCAAAGAAAAUGCUGAUACCAUCAUAUGUAUUCUGGGCAGACGAACAAAUUAUGAAAGACAAGAAAUCAAAGAUUAUUAUAAACAAUUUUAUGUCCAAACACUUGAACAGCGUAUGCAUCGAUUGUCCGAUGAAAAUUUCCGAAAUCUUGUUUUAAGUCUCCUCAAAGACUUACCGAUUUAUUUAGCUGAAUUACUUCGUGAUGGAUUAUACUCUGAUAAAUUUUCUACUGUUACUUAUACAUCGAUUGGUUUAUGGACUGAAGAAGCGUUCAAAGUUAAGGAGAUUUAUGCUAAGGUCAAUCAAAGUGAUUUACUGAAAGACAUUACAGAAACAACAUGUGGAGAAUACCAGAAUGGACUAAAAUGCUUAUUCACAUUAAAUCGUGAAAACACACCAAUCCAACGCAAAACUCAGGAUGAUAAAGUUCGUUGGACCCCUGCUGUCUAUCCAGAAUCAGCUACGAAAGAUGCCAAGAUUUUAUAUGAGUCUCUUCACAGGUGA
This is a messenger RNA of Trichobilharzia szidati, 1437 nucleotides long. The record is from the annotation of a GenBank genome assembly. Lineage: Eukaryota; Metazoa; Platyhelminthes; Trematoda; Strigeidida; Schistosomatidae.